AUGAAAGUCGACUGGAACAGAAUCACGUCCUCCCUCGGGCUGAAAGGUCAAACAGCAGCCUCUCUUCAGGCCUUCAAGAAACGUAAUGAUGACGCACGGCGAAGAGUAAAUAACCUGUCGGCUCUACCUCAAACAGUGGAUUUUCAGGCCUACCGCGAUCAGCUCAAGAAUACCACCGUGGUUGACAACAUUGAGAAGGAGAUGAAAAACUUCAGUCCACGAACGUAUGACGUGAAUAAGCAGAUCAAGGCAAUCGAGACUUUUGAGGUGCAGGCGGUGAAAAGCGCAGAGGAGACGAAGGAGAAGGUCGACGAGGAGUUGAAGAGUCUGCAUGCUACGCUGGACAAUAUUGACAAGACGAGGCGAUGGGAGGACAUCACCACUGACGACGUUUUCGCGGCUAAACCAGGAUGGGAAAAGAGAUUUGAGAAGAUGAUGGAAAAGGGUAUUUGGAUGCCUCCAGGCUACAAAGAGAAAUUUGGCGAUUUGUCUGUCAUGUAG
Bacidia gigantensis is the source of this 501-nucleotide messenger RNA. RefSeq names its product ATP synthase d subunit (gene ATP7). The coding region runs from base 1 to 501 and encodes 166 amino acids. Gene Ontology annotation, molecular function: proton transmembrane transporter activity. Lineage: Eukaryota; Fungi; Ascomycota; Lecanoromycetes; Lecanorales; Ramalinaceae. The record is from RefSeq and is a predicted model, not a curated record. Gene Ontology annotation, biological process: proton motive force-driven ATP synthesis. The transcript is spliced from 3 exons.